GUAGUACAAGCUGAAAUGUAUGUAUAUUUUACCUGUAUGAAAAUUGUAUAAACUAAACUAAGUAACUAAACUUUAGGGUUCCGUACCUCAAAAGGAAAAAACGGAACCCUAUAGGAACACUUUGUUGUCCGUCCGUCUAUCUUUUCCGUCCGACUCUCAUUUGUCCGGUUUUUUUGUUAAAGGUUACUGUCAUUGUCCGCAAUAAUACGAGAGGCCCAGUUCUAAAUGGAAGCAAUCCUCAUAAAAGUCAUAAACAAACCAUUUCACGCAAUGGAGCGAGCGUGCGAAAACACAAACACAAACGUAAGUAAUCGUGGGAACACUACUUUUUACUCUCGUACUCAGUUUAGCAGAGUUUCAAGACAAUGUCGGUUCUUGCGUUACUUUCUUUGCUCCUAUUGUGCGCAGCUCAUCCGCGACAGAAUUUCCGAUGUCUUUUUUACAAAGGCGAAUGUGUACCCCACUGUCCACGUAACAUGCACCCGUACCACACGCGCUGCGAUCAAGAUGCAAUGUCGCAGCGCACUUGCCGUUCCAGAUAUGUCUAUCCCAUAGGGUUCACAUGCGGCUGGUCGCGCUGCGAUUGCAACGGUGAUCUUCUUCUGGAAGAGGAUCAAAUGCGCUGCGUGAAGGAAGAAGACUGCCCGGAUCCGAGUCUGCGCAAGCGCAAGUCCCGGCGUCGGCUGCACUUGCCUGAGGGCACCGACAGCGAUGAAAUGUUUAACAUUGGCUAAUGAUCCAAAGCUUUUUAAGAAUAUUACUUUUUUAAUAUUACUUUAUUAAAUAUUACUUUUUCAGAACAUUUGAAGGGUACACGAAAAGAAUAUGUCUAGUCACUCUGACAACGUUUUGAGUAACUGCGGUUUGAAAGCAACGAUGUACAUAAUAAUGUAAAACAUAGGAGAUAUUUCUAUUAGUUUAAAAUACCCCGCAGUUUCAAUUGCCCCCCUGCACCUUAGGUGUUUUUAAAGUAAAAAAAAAGCGAUUUUGAUAGCCCACGCAGUUCAAGUGUCAUUUUAAACGUCAAACUUCUAUGAAAUUAUGACGUAUACAUAACACUUACACUACGUGGGAUAUCAAAUCCGCUGCAGACUUUUAUUGGUGCGACUAUAUGUUUAUGAUUACAGAGGUAACCGAAGUUGUUACUAAUAGUUCAAUGAGAGCUCUACGUUUUGAGAUUAAAUUCUCAUUUUUCAAAACAUCGACUAGCGCAUGUUCUUGCCGUGUACCCUUCAUUUGACUGUCUUGUACUUUACUAUUGGAAAAAAGAGUCUCAAUAAAAUUAUAAAGUGAAUUUAUAAAAUAUUUUAUAAGACAAAUAGCUAGUGAUAAUUUGCGACUUUACCGUCGAUAUGUAUUUGGCUAAUAUAUUUGUAGGUAUAUAGGGUGCAUAAUAGGUCCAUUUCUUAAGGCGGACCUAUAACUAACAUCGGCUACUUAUUUGUGACGUAUCAAGAUUUUAUGGUCAAGUAUCGCCCUAUUAAAUUACUUUAUUAUCUUAUCAAUAUUCUUAGAAAAUUACAAUCUGCUGUCGUUUUCGAGUCACAAUAUAACCAAAACAAUAUAAUAGGUAUAUAUUUAAUUUUGAUUGUAAACAUUAAGAUACCUACCCAAUAGGGUAACCGUAGGAUACUCGUAAAAUGGAUGAUAUAGAAAUAUCUAUAUUUAAUACAUCAUUCCAUUUUACGGGGAUUCGUAUUUGCGGUAAAUAGCUAUUCGCGAGAUUACCGACGGACUACCUAGUCCGUCGUCGUACCGUACCGUAGGUCCCUACCUAAACAAGAGGUACGGUAUAUAGUACCUACCUAUUCUAUAAAUACAAUUUGUUAAGUACCUAAUGAAAGAAAUUUGAUAACGAAUA
Messenger RNA from Cydia fagiglandana, 1861 nucleotides. RefSeq lists its product as uncharacterized. The coding region runs from base 366 to 734 and encodes 122 amino acids. Lineage: Eukaryota; Metazoa; Arthropoda; Insecta; Lepidoptera; Tortricidae. The transcript is spliced from 3 exons. The record is from RefSeq and is a predicted model, not a curated record.